CGCCUGGGCGAUGCCGCUGCUCGUGGAGGGGCGUCGCGUGCGGCUGCCGCAGUCGGCCCGGGAUCUGGUCCGCGCCCACCCGCUCUUGGAGGAAAGAGCCAGACUUCUCAGAGCUCAGUCUGUUCAGCAAGUGGGACCCCAGGGCCUUCUGUAUGUGCAGCAAAGAGAGCUUGCAGUGACCUCCCCCAAAGAUGGCUCCGUCUCCAUUCUGGGCUCUGACGAUGCCACCACGUGCCACUUUGUGGUCCUGAGGCACACAGGUAACGGGGCCACCUGCCUGACGCACUGCGACGGGUCCGACACCAAAGCUGAGAUACCCCUGAUCGUCAGCUCUGUGCGGGCCUUCUCCGAGCAUGCCCAGUGUGGAAGGCUGGAGGUGCACCUUGUGGGUGGCUUCAGCGAUGACCGGCAACUGUCCCAGAGGCUCACUCACCAGCUGCUCUGUGAACUCGACAGGCAGGAUGAUGACAUUCACUUGGUGACAUUGUGUGUGACAGAGUUAAACGACCGGGAGGAAAAUGAGAACCACUUUCCGGUUAUUUACGGCAUUGCUGUGAACAUCAAAACGGCGGAGAUUUUCCGAGCAUCCUUCCGAGAUCGAGGGCCAGAGGAGCUGCUGCGCUCUGCGCGGGCACUGACGGGAGGCCCGAUGGUUAGCAUUUACGAUGCAAAGACAGAACAACUCCGCAUAGGACCAUAUUCCUGGGAGCCAUUUCCACACGUGGAUUUCUGGUUGCAGCAAGAUGAUAAGGAAAUACUAGAGAACCUCUCCACGUCACCUCUGGCAGAGCCCCCGCACUUUGUGGAACACAUUAGAUCCACCUUGCUGUUCCUGAAGAAGCAUCCCUCUCCGACCCACGUGCUGUUCCCUGGAAACAGGGCGCUACUCUACAAGAAAAACACCGCUGGCUUGUGGGAGAAGAUCUCCGCUCCCGGGAGCUAGGCAGGGGGAGCCCUGAGAAAGCAGUCUGGCUUGAUGGGUCAUGGUGGGGUCAGCACCCUACCCUGGGGGGAUUUGGAAUUGGGAUCUCCCUUCAUUAAGUCUUAGAUUUUCAUACUCACUCAGUGUCUUUCAAAUUUCAGAAUAAAAUCUUAUUUUGGCAAAGGCA
This is a messenger RNA of Suncus etruscus (white-toothed pygmy shrew), 1109 nucleotides long. It is a transcript of the gene NTAN1, whose product is annotated as N-terminal asparagine amidase. The record is from RefSeq and is a predicted model, not a curated record. Gene Ontology annotation, biological process: ubiquitin-dependent protein catabolic process. Gene Ontology annotation, cellular component: nucleus. NCBI's taxonomy places the organism in Eukaryota, Metazoa, Chordata, Mammalia, Eulipotyphla, Soricidae. The transcript is spliced from 10 exons. Bases 11 to 943 code for a protein of 310 amino acids. Gene Ontology annotation, molecular function: protein-N-terminal asparagine amidohydrolase activity.